Messenger RNA from Prorocentrum cordatum, 516 nucleotides. NCBI's taxonomy places the organism in Eukaryota, Dinophyceae, Prorocentrales, Prorocentraceae. The record is from the annotation of a GenBank genome assembly.
GAGGUGGACGUGGCCGGGGACCUGGGCGAGGCGUGGCAGGCCAGCCUGGAGGCCGCCUCGGACGCGUCCGUGUUCGACUUCGGCAACGGACGACCGCUGUGGAAGCUGAAGAUCAUGCGCUCGUCAGGCGGUGGGGUUGUGUCGAACGCACUGCACUUCACGUUCAUGCACGGACUCUCCGACCAGCGGAGCGCCAACGCGCUGCUGCACGAGUUGCUGAGCCACCUGGUGGCGAGGUCCAGAGGCGAGGUGCCCGAGGCGCCGACCCCGCUGCCGUUCCCGAGGUCGAACGAGGACGUCCUGACGCAGGGCGAGCCGGACUACGGGAAGCUGCUGGAGUACGCGCUGGCCCAGGCCGACCACGGUGGGCGGCCGAGCGUGAAGCUGCCCUCCAGCCUGCGGUCCACGGACCGAAGGCCCAGGAGAAGAACUGGGGGCUUCAGCCAGACCAGCCGACGGCCUCCGAACGGUUGUUGGACAUCCCGAAGAUCGAGGCCUCGGGCAACCACAGGAUGA